AUGAAAUUCUUCGAAGCUUUUCCAUGCAAAUAUACUAUCGAGGUCACUGAGGGAGCUGAAACGAUCGACUUUUUUGUCCAAUGGCUCUAUACCCCUGGACGUUUCUUCAAGGUACCAGAAAUCAAGACAGUUCUGGACUUAUGGUUAUUUGCCGGAAGAAUUAAGUGCACAAAGCUCCAGAACUAUAGCAUGGAUUUCAUUCAAAAGUACUAUUAUCAGGAUGCUGAGUUUAUGGAUCUUGUUGACCUAAAAUACGUUGCCAGCGCCACUAAGCACGAGUGCGGUAAAUACAAUGUUUUACGGGAAUUCUGUGCUUUACAACUUCACUACCAGAACGAAAAUGAAGAUCGCGAAGCUGUUCGUCAUGCUCUCCUUGAUUCCUCGGAUAUAAUCGAUCUAUAUCUCGAAUAUGAAAAAGUGUACUGUUUAGACACCGAAUCUGACCCCAGAAGUCCCACCACAUCUCCUUGCCAGUUUCAUGUCUAUGUUACCAAUAAAGAUCUCGAGGACUGCCAAACGAAGCUCGAAUAG
Molecule: messenger RNA, 531 nt
Organism: Botrytis byssoidea
Lineage: Eukaryota; Fungi; Ascomycota; Leotiomycetes; Helotiales; Sclerotiniaceae
Exons: 1
Coding region: 1-531 (176 amino acids)
Source: RefSeq, a predicted model, not a curated record